CUUUCCUAUCUUCAUUAAUUAUUUUUGGCAAAAAGUGUUUUUAUUAUUCUGAUAUAUAAUUUCGUAUAAAUAUUCCAAUCGAACAUUUGGAAACAGUGAAUACCAAUGGCUUCCUCCAAGGGUGAUGGAAGUCAUUCCCAUUCAUACAGGCUGCUGUUGGCUUGCCCUACUGGCUUAUCUCGCUCGCAGGUCACUGUGGACUUCAGCUCAUCUCAUGACAGGAAGCCUCAUCCUGAUCCCACAAUUGAAGGAUCUAUUGAGGAGGUGUGGAAGCAACGACUUUCUUCAAAUCCCUCAUUAUACAAUGCAUUAAAGUUUAGGUAUGGAGGCUAUGCGACAUCAUCUCCAACAGAAGAAUCCAUUGGGGCAACUAAAAUUUGCCUUUGCUUGGGACUUACCGAUUACAGGACCUUUAUUGGGACAAACCUAAGUCCUGUAUGGGAGCAGUUUCUCUUACCAGUGAAAGAUGAUGUAGAACAAUGCAAAUACACGUCAAGUCCAUUGGGAAAUGGAGCAAUUGUUGAGACAAUCGAUAAUUUUAUUCUUGUACUUAGAAGAAGUCACAGUGUGGGAGAAUUUCCAGGGCACCUUGUCUUUCCUGGUGGGCAUUCCGAGCCAGAGGAGGUUGGAAUUUCAGGCCAUGUUUAUACGAAUGACAAAACCUUCACUACAAAUUUGAAUUCGAAGAUAUCUGCAGAGAUGUUUGAUGGUAUUGUACGUGAAGUUGUGGAAGAGAUUGGUGUUCCUGCACAAUCUCUGAGCGAUCCAAUAUUUAUUGGCAUUUCUCGGAGAGUGACUAAUGUUCGACCCACUGUUUUCUUCUACAUCAAAUGUAGUCUACAUUCAUCAGAUAUUCAGGGCUUAUAUUCAAAAGCAAAAGAUGGUUAUGAAUCAACACAUCUAUGUAUAAUGCCUAAGUAUGAAUUAGGAACAGCGGCAUCAGAGAUGCCAGGUUGUCACCAAGGCGGGUUUGCAUUGUAUGAUCUUAUGACAAAAGAGGCUAAAAGUCGUUGAGGUG
Cryptomeria japonica (Japanese cedar) is the source of this 1018-nucleotide messenger RNA. RefSeq names its product nudix hydrolase 9. Gene Ontology annotation, molecular function: GDP-mannose hydrolase activity. Bases 106 to 1014 code for a protein of 302 amino acids. The record is from RefSeq and is a predicted model, not a curated record. The transcript has 9 exons. NCBI's taxonomy places the organism in Eukaryota, Viridiplantae, Streptophyta, Pinopsida, Cupressales, Cupressaceae.